CUCAGGUUUUAGUUUCCGCAUCGGACGGAGUUUGAGGUUUCACUAUUAGGAAGUGGCCAGCUGAAUAUUGUCUGAGCAAUCCACAUUUUAAGCUACUUUUUAGUGCAGUUCAGUAACAGCUGUAUAUUAUUACAAUUAAAACAUGUCAUCGGAUUUCGAAACAUACGAGCAGGAUUUUGGAACGUUGACAGCUGAAGUCACUAGCAGAAUUGGGAAGAUUCCCAAAUUAGCAGGAGAUGAGAAGAAACAAAUGGUGGUCGGUGUUGAGAAACAACUUGAAGAAUCUAGAGAACUGCUUGAGCAGAUGGAUCUUGAAGUAAGAGAGAUUCCAGUCCAGAGUCGAGGCAUGUACAAUAACAGACUGAAAAGUUACAAGCAGGAACUUGAAAAACUGGAGAAAGACUUUAAAAGGUCACGUAUCGCCUACAGUGACGAAGUGCGGAAUGAGCUCCUAGGGGAUGAUGGGAAUUCCUCAGAGAGUCAGUUGAUAAAGUUACGUGAAGAGCGAGCACAUCUGUUGGAUAACACAGAGAGGCUGGAAAGGUCAUCUCGAAGACUAGAAGCUGGGUACCAGAUAGCAGUAGAAACGGAGCAAGUGGGCCAAGAAAUUCUAGAAAACCUGCACCAUGACAGAGAGAAAAUACAGCGAUCCAGGGAUAGGCUUCGUGAAACUGAUGCUAAUCUGGGAAAAAGCUCAAGGAUUCUAACAGGAAUGAUGCGAAGGUAAGAACCAGGAUCAUCCAGAAUCGGAUCUUGAUGUUUAUUCUGGGCGCUAUCAUCCUCUUCACCAUUGUGCUGGCUAUUUAUUUUUCUGUCAGAGGACACUGAUUCUUCUCAACUCCUGGCAUGAUUAAUAGUGACAAAGCAUUCGUUCAGAGUAAUUAGGACAAAUUGAUCACAUGAAUCAUUUUCUUGCACUGACAGAACUCUCCUCCGAAGAACACAUUGACUCAGGUGCAAGUAGUGUACAAGAGGUUUUAGGGUAUUUUAUUUUUUUUGCAUGGAUUUUUCUGUCUCCCCUUUGUAGGAACAAUUGUUUGGGGUUUUAUGGCGUGCUGAAUUUAGCGGGAAGAUAUGCGGCAAUGUGGAGACUUCUUUUCAUCUGUCUUUCUUGUGUUUGCUCUUCCUGUAUGUUUUAGUCUUCAAUGUCAAUGCACAGUUUGAUUUAAAAUAACACUCACAACGUGUGCGCUGUAUAGAAUGCGGUAUAUAAUGUGUGCUCCUCUGUUUCUUGAACGAACGUGAGAUCUGGCUAACACGUGGAUCUAGUUAUCAAUAAAUGAAGUGGCUUACGUUGUAAUCUUGGCUUUAAUCCUUUUGAAAUGUAAAAAGUUAUUUCCUUCUAUGUGUGUAACAUUAUUCUGGAUGUGCAUUGUUGAUCUAGUCCUGUAACACAAUAAUAAAUGUCAGUUUUGUUUUUGUUUAAA
Erpetoichthys calabaricus (reedfish) is the source of this 1427-nucleotide messenger RNA. RefSeq names its product vesicle transport through interaction with t-SNAREs 1A (gene vti1a). Gene Ontology annotation, cellular component: late endosome membrane; SNARE complex; Golgi apparatus. Gene Ontology annotation, biological process: intracellular protein transport; retrograde transport, endosome to Golgi; vesicle fusion with Golgi apparatus. The transcript is spliced from 9 exons. NCBI's taxonomy places the organism in Eukaryota, Metazoa, Chordata, Cladistia, Polypteriformes, Polypteridae. Bases 143 to 727 code for a protein of 194 amino acids. The record is from RefSeq and is a predicted model, not a curated record. Gene Ontology annotation, molecular function: SNAP receptor activity; SNARE binding.